Panicum virgatum (switchgrass) is the source of this 3721-nucleotide messenger RNA. RefSeq lists its product as uncharacterized. The transcript has 10 exons. Bases 99 to 1466 code for a protein of 455 amino acids. NCBI's taxonomy places the organism in Eukaryota, Viridiplantae, Streptophyta, Magnoliopsida, Poales, Poaceae. The record is from RefSeq and is a predicted model, not a curated record.
CCUUGAAGUUUCCGGAUGGGUAUGCAGCAAACUUAAGAAGAGGGGUGAACAUUGAAACACUACGCAUCAAUGGAUUAAAGAGCCAUGAUUACCACAUAAUGAUGGAGCGCCUUAUGCCUGUCAUGUUCCGAGGGUAUUUCCUAGAUCAGAUUUGGCAAGUGUUGGCUGAGUUAAGCUUCUUCUAUCGCAAGCUAUGUGCGAAGGAGAUAGAUCUCACGGAAAUAAAAACAAUGGAGCAAGAGGUGCCUAUCCUUCUUUGCAAGUUAGAGAAGAUCUUUCCACCAGGAUUUUUUGUUCCAAUGGUGCACCUGAUCCUUCACCUACCGUAUGAAGCACGAAUGGGAGGCCCUGUGCAAUACCGAUGGAGUUAUCGAAUGGAGAGACAACAAAAAGUAAUUAAAGGCAAAGUUAAAAAUCAUGCACGUGUUGAAGGAUGCAUAGUACAGUCUGAAAUACUAGAUGAAUUGUCCUUUUAUACUUCUGGAUAUUUUCCAGACCAUGUGCCCACUGUGCACAAUCCAAUCCCUCGAUACAAUCCAGAAGUUCUGUCAAAUGAUUGCGAACUGAGCCUAUUCUCAACCAAGGGUGAUACAACUAGUCGUGGAUACACUCGACACUUAAAAAGUGAUGAGUGGAGUGCAGCUAUGCUCUAUGUCCUAACGAAGCUGCCCGAAGUGGAUGAUUAUGUGCGUGAUUUCAUUGAACAGGAGUGGACCAGGAAUGGUGAGCCAAGUAAGAAACAAAAAGAAAACAUGCUACGGAAAGGGGCUAAAAAGAACUCUCCCAAUUUUGUAACUUGGUUCCGAAGUCUAAGCCUACGGGAUAUGUGUAUGAGCGAUGACUUAAAGCAGGUAGCUGCAGGAUGCCACACUCGGGUGAAGACAUAUAAUACUUAUUAUGUUAAUGGGUUUCGUUUCCGAACAGACAAGUAUGAGAAGGAAAGGCCAAAUGCUGCAACCAUAAAUAGUGGUUUAGUAACUGUAGGGCAAGGAGAAAAUGAUGAAACAACGGAAUACUAUGGAUAUAUCAAAGAAAUUAUUGAGCUGUCAUUUGAUGGCAUAAAACCACUAAAUUUGGUCAUGUUCAAUUGCCAUUGGUUCCAUCCAAAUAGAGUUAGAUACACAUCAAGAUAUGGCUUAGUGGAGGUUGAACAUGAGUCAGUGCUCCCAGGAUAUGAGCCAUUUGUGGUCACUCAACAAGCAACACAAGUGUACUACAUUCCAUACCCAUGCAAAUCAGUGCGUGAUCUUGCGAAAAGAUGGGUGGUAUACAAGGUCAGACAACCAGGUAAACUACCUGCCCCAUCUGAUCAAGAUUAUGAAGGUGCACCCGUGUCUGUUGAAUUCUUUCAAGAGGAUGGACUUGAAGGCAACUUUGUAAUGAUCUGGGGGAAGGACUUGAUGACAUGUCUAACAUUGAAAGAGAUGCUGAGGAGAUUGUUGACGAUGAUGACCUACGGUUGCUGAAUAGCUCAGAAAUACCUGCAGUAGCUCAAGAAGAUUCUGUCAUUGAAACAAUAAUAGAAUAUAGUGAUGAUGACUUAGCUGUCGUCUCAGAUGAGGAUGACCCCCGUCUUGAUGAGUAUUUCUGAGUGUUGGUUAUGUUAUAAUAUGGCCUUUGGUUAUAGUGGGAUUGAAGUUAUCUUAGUGUCUUGUUCUUGAUAAAAGUGGUCCAUGAACUAUUUUAUUUAUUCUUUCAAUCUCAUAUCAUUGUGAUUGGUGUUGUUAAAUAUAUUUUAUGACUAUACUAACAUUAUGUCUCUUAAGUUGUGUUCAAUUUCAGGUUCACGAUGCGCAUUGCAUUAUCUUCUAGUAACCAGAACGGAUUAGCUUCCAAUGGCAGGACUAGGGGAGGUGGCAGGGGGGUUUCAAGUGGUAGGGGUGAUGCUAGUGGCAGGGGGUCUAGUGUUAGUACAAGAUCCAAAAAAAGCUGUCGCAUUAGUAUGUCCUCUCAGACAGCAGAUAUCAACCAAGAGCAAGAGCAACAAGAACAAGACAUCCCAGAACAGGACCCCAAUAGGGUAGUGGAAGAUGGCGAGGCGGGCGAUGCUGAGAUGGAGGAUUCGGUAGAUGAGGACUUGUACGAGAGAGGCCCUGCACUUAUGCCUCCAGUGCCUCGUGAGGAGGAAAAAGUUGUACUCACACCAGUAGGGGAUAGGCAGUGGCGUGAGAGCUUUGUUAGCAAGGAGUCUAGAUCCCCCAAUGGAAUAAUAGGUUUACUGAUUCGGAGAAAUUAUCCUGGGAUAGUUACAUAUAAGGGCAGUAGGGUUGCUGCACAUAAAGUUUGCCACUACAGUGUUGUGCCAGAACCUACACCAAACUCGACACAGCACCCACUAGUGCUCUUCACAAGAUAGCGACCAAAUUCUGGUAUUAUUUUAAAUGGGCUGAUGGCAAGGAAGUUGGGCUAAAAGGGUAGUCCGGAAUGUGAUAAAGAAUCUUCUCCCAAAUGCCUUUUAUGAAGCACGGCUCUAGUCCAUCAUUGCCUACCAUAGGCAUGUUCGCAAAGUUUACAUCAGUAGAAGUGAGGCAUGCAAGAUGUACCCCCCAGUGCAGUAGUACAUGCAGGCAAUUCCUUAUUGGUUUGCAACGUGCCCAAACGCAUGGCGGAUGCUCACAGAGAUGUGGAACACCCCUGAAUGGAUAGCUAAAUCAAGAGCAGGCAGGGCACGGAAGGAGAAGAAACUUCGAAUCCAUCGCCAAGGCAGUGCUUCUACUGCUAGGUACCAAAGAAAUAUGGAGAAGAAGUUGAAGAGGCCAGUUCCUGAAAUUGAGGCCUAACUAAUGGCAAGAACAGAAGAGGGGAAAGAUUAUGCUGAUAUUGAUGCUCAUGAUAAUGUUAAAACACUUGGCAUCUAUAGAUGGCAUAUGCAGAAGCUUGUGAAGCAUUGCAUGGUCCUGACUUCGAAUGGGACAAAGAACCCAUUGAUGGUGUAGCUGCAUACAAGGCGGGGCAUGGCAAGAAGCAUGGUUGUUAUCUAGUCGGAGAUGGCAUGAUCAGCACACCAACAGUGCUAUGUGAGGUGCGAGUAUCCAGCACUGCAGGCGAGCCAACAGACCAACCACCACCACCACAACAACGACAUCGACUUAAUCCUGAAGAAGCACAGCAGAUUGAGCAGCACAUGCAUGAAGAGAUGGAGCGAUGGCGGCAGUAGGAGCAUGAGGUGAUGGAGCGGAAGCUGCAGCAGGAGCGCGAGGAGAUGGAGCGGAAGCUGCAGCAGGAGCGUGAGGACAUGGAGCGGAAGAUGCAGCAGAAGCACGCUCAGAUGGAACAAAAGCUACAACAGGAACGUGAGGCGUGGGAGUCUGAGAUACAACCGGAGAGGGAGUACUAUAAAACUGCCAUAUCUGCCAGUACAGAACGCCUACAGAUGGACCUUCCUCCACCUCCACGCCCGCAGCCUGGACAUGCAAUAUUUUCUCAUCUGUCUACAUGAAACUUAGGCCAUGCCUCAAAUGCUCCAAGUAUGGUAGCAAGAGAGAUUGGUUCAUCAGAUGCAAUGGUUAGCAUGGAAAUUCUAGGAUUUACCUCAUAAUUUUCUUUCUUGGCAGCAAUGGCUUUGUUGAAUAAUGUCAGUAUGUUCAACAAACCGUUUCUUUGUCUUGUAUAUUUGUAUAUAUGAACCAUCUAUUCAAGUACUAGUUAUCCAGACUUAAGCCUAUGCAUGUACUGUUUCAGUGACCGCUGCCAUUAAAGUAAAGUUGGAUUUGAUCAUCUA